Molecule: messenger RNA, 1233 nt
Organism: Acanthosepion pharaonis
Lineage: Eukaryota; Metazoa; Mollusca; Cephalopoda; Sepiida; Sepiidae
Source: the annotation of a GenBank genome assembly
AUGACGACAGCAGUUUUUAUCUAUCUAUCUAUCUAUCAAUCUAUCUAUCUCAAUCUGUCACUAUCAAGAAGUUUAUUUAUAAGUUUUUCAAAUCUAUCUCGCUGGCCAUGUUUUUUACAUUAUCUAUCUAUCUAUCUAUCUAUCUAUCUAUCUAUCUAUCUAUCUAUCUAUCUAUCUAAGUCUCUUCACAUUUAUUUGGGUGUUUUUAAAGAUUAUCUAUCUAUCUAUCUAUCUAUCUAUCUAUCUAUCUAUCUAUCUAUCUAUCUAUCUAUCUAUCUAAGUCUUUUCACAUUUAUUUGGGUGGUUAUAAAGAUUAUCUAUCUAUCUAUCUAUCUAUCUAUCUAUCUAUCUAUCUAUCUAAGUCUCUUCACAUUUAUUUGGGUGUUUUUAAAGAUUAUCUAUCUAUCUAUCUAUCUAUCUAUCUAUCUAUCUAAGUCUUUUCACAUUUAUUUGGGUGGUUAUAAAGAUUAUCUAUCUAUCUAUCUAUCUAUCUAUCUAUCUAUCUAUCUAUCUAAGUCUUUUCACAUUUAUUUGGGUGGUUAUAAAGAUUAUCUAUCUAUCUAUCUAUCUAUCUAUCUAUCUAUCUAUCUAUCUAUCUAUCUAAGUCUCUUCACAUUUAUUUGGGUGUUUUUAAAGAUUAUCUAUCUAUCUAUCUAUCUAUCUAUCUAUCUAUCUAUCUAUCUAAGUCUUUUCACAUUUAUUUGGGUGGUUAUAAAGAUUAUCUAUCUAUCUAUCUAUCUAUCUAUCUAUCUAUCUAUCUAUCUAAGUCUCUUCACAUUUAUUUGGGUGGUUUUAAAGAUUAUCUAUCUAUCUAUCUAUCUAUCUUAUCCUUUGCAUAUCUAUUUUCGCCAAGAAUUUUCUCUCGUCUCUCUCUUCCGUCUCUCUUUUCCGUCUGCCUCAUCCGUCUUUCCUGUAGCCCCGCAACGCGUAACGAUCGACGCGGAUGCCCACGCACGUGACGGCACACAGGCGACAACGACGACGUGUCGACCGAUCGCAGCCUCUCCCGUCUCUCUCUUCCGCCCGCCUCUUUUUCAGCACAACCACGCCCUGCUGGGCAUCUUUCUUUCUUUCGUUGGUACUGUUUCAUUUCUUUCUUUGUUUCUUUGUUUUCUUUGUUUCUUUUAUUUCUUUGUUUCUUUUCUUUGUUUCUUUUCUUGCUUCAUUUCAUUCCAUGAAAUCGUUUUCGUUCUUUCUUUGAAAUCGUUUUCAUUCUUUCUCUUUUUCUGUUAA